Molecule: messenger RNA, 577 nt
Organism: Paramecium pentaurelia
Lineage: Eukaryota; Ciliophora; Oligohymenophorea; Peniculida; Parameciidae
Source: the annotation of a GenBank genome assembly
AUGAGAGAGUAACAACAUUUUCUAAUUUAGUUUACAAUCCGAAUUGAGAACUCUUUAUAUCAAAUUAGGCAUUUUCUAUGUGUUUUUAAUAUUUGAUUUAAUUUGGUCAUCCUUCAUUGAGCCAACGACAAUGAAUCAAAUAUCUUAAGAUAAUAAGGAAGGAUAAACCUAAAUUUUAUGGAUGAGUUCCGUCCACAUAAUUAUAACAGGUAUAAUUUUUGUAUUAUUCUGCACUUUGAUGUGGUAGACAUAGCCACUAAAGUUGGGAAUGAUUAAACUCUUAAUUAAGUAUUCAAGCUUUUCUAUAUUUAGAGAUUUUAUGUAUGUUUUUUUAAUUAGUGGGGCUAUGCUUAUUAUUGUUGUAAUUGAAAGAGUGGCUAUAUUCAUAACUAAUACGAAAUCAAAUGCAAUUGUAUCUGAAAUAAUUUAAUCGAAUUGGUCCAGUUUUUUUUAUUAAUUAUUUUAUUUUAUCAGAUAUCUUUUGAGACCACUCUACAUUUUUGUGAUGCUGCAUGGUUCUAUGAAAAUUACAAAACCUUAUUAUCACAUGAGAAAUCCAGAACUUUUCAUAAAUUGA